This is a messenger RNA of Babesia microti strain RI, 1143 nucleotides long. RefSeq names its product ubiquitin activating enzyme (E1) subunit Aos1, putative (AOS1). The transcript has 5 exons. The record is from RefSeq and is a predicted model, not a curated record. Bases 1 to 1143 code for a protein of 380 amino acids. Gene Ontology annotation, molecular function: ubiquitin-like modifier activating enzyme activity. Lineage: Eukaryota; Apicomplexa; Aconoidasida; Piroplasmida; Babesiidae.
AUGAAGCGAAACGCCGAGGAAGCUAAUCUGGACGAUCUUAUAACCUUGUAUUCGAGGCCGAUCCAAACUUUUUAUCCGCAAGUAUCAAACAAACUGCCCACCUUUUCAGGAAUCAGCGAUACUAAGAUUUUUGACCGGCAAAUUCGCCUUUGGGGUAUAGAAAUUCAGCAGCGACUUAUGAGUUCAACUGUGUUGUUCGCUGGCAAAAAUGUAAUCCUAGAGGAGACAGCUAAGAAUUGUCUACUAACUGGUAUGAACAUAAAAUUUUUGAACUGUCAAUUAGUAGACGAUAUAGACUGCAAAUUUAGUUUUUUUGUCAAACCACAAGAUCUGGGCACUCCACAUUCUUUGUCAUUGGCUACGAGAUUGAAAACUAUAACAACAAAUCCUGGAAGAGUUACAGGCCACAUUGGAGCCCUUUGUACGGCUAGAUCCAGUCAAAUUAAUGUUCAUUUGUUGCAGCAAGCAAAUGUCGAGUUUGACAGUCUAGAUUAUUCUAGGCCAGGCAUUUGCCCCUUUUGUACUAUAGGCUAUAUCAAAACUGAUCUGAACGAGCUAUCUCAAUCAGUCCAAGCAAUUUGUGUCGCUGCUGAGGAUUAUCCUUUGCAUACACUUGUGGAACUAGAUCACAUGUGUAGGAGUAGGUUUAAGAGUUUAUAUGUUGCUUAUUGCAAUGGACCAUCUGGAUUUUUCGUUUCCGAUCUAGGAAUUCAUCAAAUAAUGGAUACGGGCCAGAAAGAUCCAGAGACAAAUCGGCCCAUUGCCUCCUCCUUAACAUAUCCCUCAUUCGAAUCUUUCUUCAUCAAACCAUCGUGGCGUUUUGACAGGAGGUGCUAUGAAUCACUAAAAUGUGGAGCAGCACUGCUUUUAGUGGAACGGUUCUCGCCCCAGGUGCUUUAUAAUAACGCCACUCAGCAGGAUAUUAUGGUGGCCCGGGAAAUUUGCGAUAGGAUCGGUGCCAACUUUGAGGAGUUUAAAAGGAUAAUAAAGGAUUAUCGCGUGCAAUUUACGGUUACAGGGUCUAUUUUAGGGGGUUAUUUGUCGCUAGAAAUUCGAAAAUUUGUCUCAAAACAGCACGAAACAUUCCCUAACAUGUGCUUCUUCGACAUGGCCUAUAAUGUCGUAACUACAUCAAUGAUAUAA